CCAUCUGCUCCAGUAGCUGUAGAGUGAACGAAGUAGCAGUCCUCUGAAAAAACAAUUAAAACGCAAGUACUUCGCCAAACCUUCCCCAGACGAAGAGGCCAAAAGAAUGAGUUCCGCAUGCUUGGUCCUCCAGCAGCCCUCCUUCGGCACAGCUCCGUGGUCGCGCCCCAUGACAGGCAGCAGCAGCUCGGACACAGACGCCAGCCAGACCUCAUUGUGGAGACCAUGGUUGUCCAGCAGGGGUAGGCCAGGGCAGUGUCCACAAAACAAGCUGUCCUUUCCUCACUCCAUACCCACAGUGCCAGGCUGCUUCUCAUCAGAUGGGAAAUCACAGGCCUUCCAACAUCCUGUCAGGCUGUUCUGGCCUAAAUCCAAGUCAUUUGACUAUUUAUACAGCGAUGGAGAGACCUUACUGAGGAACUUUCCAAUUCAGGCAACCAUCAGCUUUUACAACGAGUCUGAGAGUGAAGAUGAAGAUGAGGACUGGGAGGAAGAAAGCAACUCUAAGCAGUGCCUCAAACAGCAGUCUUAUUUCACCCUCUGCAACUGAGUGACAGGAAGCCUCCUUGUCUUGCAGAAUUGUUCCUGCACACUUAAAUCAGAAAUCAAAUUGGUUUAAAAUUAUUCCAGAUGGCGACAUUGGAAGGUGGAGGCUUUAAUGAAAGAGGGAGGAGGGGGAGACACAAUCAUAUUUAAAAACAAAGACAGUAGCACACAUAAUACACAUGAGCAGUGUCAGUGUGUGUGUUUGACCUGGCAAAAUGUGUUACGAAAAUCUGCAACACUUGAUUAUACAGUUAUGAUUUCAGAGCAGAUUCAGUCGAACUAAUGUGAGGAAUUGCAUACAUUGGAACUGUCCAUUUUCAUCACUCUCUCGCCCCCUCUUGCUCAUUGUGUUGCCUGUAGUGCACACAACAAACAUUUAUCACACAGUUGUACAGUGAUAUGUAGUAUCUGCUGUACAAUGUUGUUUUUUUUUUAGUUGUUCCCACAUUGGGAUGCUUCAUGUUUACAGUCAGUCUCAGGGUCUGAUGCAUGCCACUGUAUAUAGAAUGUACAUGUGCAUUUUUAACUUAUGAUGUACAUAAUUUAUACAAAUUCACAUAUUUAUGUUGACAUAUUUUUGUGUUUGUGCAUCCUCAUUGUGUAAUGUGAAAACACAACAGAAACUGAGGUUGUAAAA
This is a messenger RNA of Stegastes partitus (bicolor damselfish), 1183 nucleotides long. It is a transcript of the gene ripply3, whose product is annotated as ripply transcriptional repressor 3. Lineage: Eukaryota; Metazoa; Chordata; Actinopteri; Pomacentridae. The record is from RefSeq and is a predicted model, not a curated record. The coding region runs from base 107 to 550 and encodes 147 amino acids. The transcript is spliced from 4 exons. Gene Ontology annotation, biological process: negative regulation of transcription by RNA polymerase II; embryonic pattern specification. Gene Ontology annotation, cellular component: nucleus.